CGUCACAAAAGAUAUUAGAAUGAUACCUCUUGUAAAAUCGUGAAGGUUAGAAAGAAUUAGGACUAUGAACGAAUCAUCCCCACCGCCCAAGUGGGUGGAACUACAAAGGAAGGGGUUCACUAAAUGGGUCAACGCACAACUUGUGAAACGAGACCAUCAGAUAUGUAUAGACGGGAGCUUGGAAGCAGCUUUGGCGGAUGGGGUGAGGUUACCAAUUCUCAUAGAGGAAUUGAAAAACCAGAAGAUAUUCAAGAAGCCCAAAAUUAGUAAAGAGUCCAGGUUUCAACAACUAGCCUCUCUGCAUACUGUGAUGGACCACUUGCGACGAGAGGAGGGCCUAUCAUUAGUCAACAUCAGUGCGGAAGACAUCUACGAUCAGAACACAAAGUUGUGUCUUGGACUGGUCUGGACACUGAUCUGCCACUUCCAAAUCGAGAUGGCCUUGAGAGAUAGUGCAGAUACAAGCGGCACCUCUGAUAAGAAGAAGAAGAAAAGCAACAAGCAGUCCGACAAGAAGGUCUUCCUGACGAUGCUAAACGACGUAUACAUCCACCGCAAUAUGCCACCUAUCAGCAACUUCGAUCGAGACUUUUCGUCACCUACCCGAUUUUAUUGUCUUUUAAACCAUUUGCGAGAUUGCACGGGAUCGUCAAAGAAACGUGAAGAAGAUUUCGCGUCUUUGCCUGAUGUGGAACAGUUUGCUGUUGCAUUCAAGGCUGCCGAAGACGAAUUCGAGAUACCUCAACUUUUGGACCCACUGGACAUGACCGCGCAGAAUCCCGACGAGUUGGUUGUGCUGACGUAUCUAUCCUACUUCAUCCGCGAGAUUAAAACCACAUGUCCCGAUGGAGCCAUUCCGUACUCAUAUGACACCGUACAAGAGGCCAAGCAUCAGCCAUCGCCAAUUGCACAGUCGGACACCAGUGAAUCCAGUAUAUACACUGAAGUGGAGCCUGUGGUAG
This is a messenger RNA of Sphaeroforma arctica JP610, 962 nucleotides long. The record is from the annotation of a RefSeq genome assembly. NCBI's taxonomy places the organism in Eukaryota, Ichthyosporea, Ichthyophonida.